Messenger RNA from Epithele typhae, 759 nucleotides. RefSeq names its product LIM-domain-containing protein. The coding region runs from base 1 to 759 and encodes 252 amino acids. The transcript has 7 exons. NCBI's taxonomy places the organism in Eukaryota, Fungi, Basidiomycota, Agaricomycetes, Polyporales, Epitheliaceae. The record is from RefSeq and is a predicted model, not a curated record.
AUGCGAUCCUUCGGGGGCGCGCCCAAGUGUGCGCGAUGCAGCACGUCCGUCUACGCAGCAGAACAGAUCAUGGGCCCUGGCCGGAAGGCCUGUCUCCGCUGUACGUCUUGUGACAAGCGCCUCGACUCGUUCGCACUUGUUGAGCAUGACGAAAAGCCGUACUGCAAAAUCUGCCAUGUGAAGCUCUUCGGCACCGUCGACCUCCGCCAUGGCAACCUCCCCACUGACCGCGACGUCUCUCCGCGCACCCGCCGCGUUGCGUCGCCCCCUCCCGCUCCGCCCACCGCCCAGCCACCACCGCCCGCGCCGCAGCCGAGGCUAGCGCCGACGCGCUCGCUGAGCCCAGAGCGCAAGGGCUCGCUCGCGCUCCAGGCGCUGGACGACCUGAUGGCCGACUUCGACGUCGACGACAUCGUCACGCCCGCGCACGGGAACGAGAACUACGCGCACGCCGUCCCCGCGCCGUCCGCUCCCUCUCCCCCACGGAAGCCGCUCGUGCCGACGAUGACGGGGCGGGCGUUUGCGGUGCAGAACCCGCAGUGCGCGCGGUGCGGGAAGAGCGUGUACUUUGCGGAGCAGGUCAAGGCGGUGGGCAAGACGUGGCACAAGGCGUGCCUGCGCUGCGCAGGGUGCGGGAGGAGCCUGAACGCGGGGCAGCUCGUCGACCGGGAGGGGGACCCGUUCUGCAAGCCGUGCUACGGCAAGCACUUUGGGCCUGCGGGGAGCGGGUAUGCGCUGCUCGGGAAGGCGGGGGCGUGA